AUGUCUUUGACAAUCGACCCACCAGCGGCAGCGGUUCCAGCAGCCGGAGGCAAAUCCACACACACGUUGGCAAAUUCUGGUGAAGCGAAGGUGAUCUUCAAGGUAAAAUGUUCUAACAACACCGACUAUCGCCUCAAGCCCGUUUUUGGAUUCGUCGAUCCAGCUGGGACUGCACCACUUGAGAUUACACGCACGAGUGGAGCACCGAAGGAAGACAAACUGGUGAUUCAAUGGGCACCAGCGCCUGCAGAUGCGACUGACGCACAGGCAGCAUUUCCAAGCGUUCCGGCCGAUCAGCUUCAAUCGCUCACUGUACCAAUUUCGGCCACUUGA
Messenger RNA from Angiostrongylus costaricensis, 333 nucleotides. The record is from the annotation of a GenBank genome assembly. Lineage: Eukaryota; Metazoa; Nematoda; Chromadorea; Rhabditida; Metastrongylidae.